Messenger RNA from Grammomys surdaster, 1393 nucleotides. RefSeq names its product peroxiredoxin 1 (gene Prdx1). Gene Ontology annotation, molecular function: thioredoxin peroxidase activity. NCBI's taxonomy places the organism in Eukaryota, Metazoa, Chordata, Mammalia, Rodentia, Muridae. Gene Ontology annotation, cellular component: cytosol. Bases 96 to 713 code for a protein of 205 amino acids. Gene Ontology annotation, biological process: cell redox homeostasis; hydrogen peroxide catabolic process; leukocyte activation. The record is from RefSeq and is a predicted model, not a curated record. The transcript is spliced from 6 exons.
ACUUCUAUUCCCAUUGAGGGAGUCCCAGCUGGAGAGUGUGGAGGGAGUUGCCAUGAGGACACAGAUGGAGCAAGAGGACCCAGGGUGAGACGAAGAUGACAGCUGAUAGCAAGAUGUCUUCAGGAAAUGCAAAAAUUGGGCAUCCUGCUCCCAACUUCAAAGCUACAGCUGUUAUGCCAGAUGGACAAUUCAAAGAUAUCAGCCUAAGUGACUACAAAGGAAAAUAUGUUGUGUUCUUCUUUUACCCUCUUGACUUUACUUUUGUGUGUCCCACGGAGAUUAUUGCUUUCAGUGAUAGAGCAGAAGAAUUUAAGAAACUUAACUGCCAAGUGAUUGGAGCUUCUGUGGAUUCUCACUUCUGUCAUCUGGCAUGGAUUAACACACCCAAGAAACAAGGAGGAUUGGGACCCAUGAACAUUCCCUUAAUAUCAGAUCCCAAGCGCACCAUUGCUCAGGAUUAUGGAGUCUUAAAGGCUGAUGAAGGUAUCUCUUUCAGGGGCCUCUUUAUUAUUGACGAUAAAGGUACCCUUCGCCAGAUAACAAUAAAUGAUCUUCCUGUUGGCCGCUCUGUGGAUGAGGUUCUGAGACUAGUCCAGGCCUUUCAGUUCACUGACAAACAUGGUGAAGUGUGCCCAGCUGGCUGGAAACCUGGCAGUGAUACCAUCAAGCCUGAUGUCCAAAAGAGCAAAGAGUAUUUCUCUAAGCAGAAGUGAGCACUAGACCAUUUAUCUGCCAGACAGCAUUGAGCAGCCAGAAGAAAAUCUCUUGUACUCUACUCAUGCUUAAACACAUGUGGUGUGAUUCCAAAUAAGCCUUUUCUACAGGGCUGGGUGUGGCUAGCCUUUCUUCCACUAUUGGUAAUGGUCUGAGCUGUGUUUUGGGCAGACCAUCUUAUAUCAGUCACAGAAACCAACCUGUUAAUUCUUUUUUUUUUUUCCUUUUUUAAAAGUAUUAAACGUGAAUUCUGAGAACUUGGUGAUUCAUUCUUUAAAGGCAACAUUGGAAAUUUUUUCUCAUGAGUGAAUGUGUUUGUGUUAUUUACCAUUUUAAAAAAAGAAUGUUUUCCCAGCAUAUGUACCAUUUACCUGCCUGUUGGAUACCCUGGGAUUUGUGUCAUGGAUUCCUAUGACCCACUAUGUGGGUGCUGGGAAUUAAACCUGGGUCUUCUGCAAGAGCAGCAGGUCUCCUAACCAUUGAGUCAUUUCUCCAGUCCCUUAAUUUUGGAGACAGGAUUGCUCACUGAUCUGGAACUUGAUGUGUAGGUGAGGCUAGUAAGCUCUCAGGAUCUGCUUUUCUAGUGCUGGUUUUAUAAGCAUGGACUACUAUACUUGGCCUUUUGUUUUUCGAGACAGCCUGGCUGUCCUGGGAAUAAAGGUAUGUGCCACCACUGCCA